Messenger RNA from Cyclopterus lumpus (lumpfish), 7829 nucleotides. RefSeq names its product neuron navigator 3 (gene nav3). Gene Ontology annotation, molecular function: ATP binding; protein binding; ATP hydrolysis activity. Bases 133 to 7374 code for a protein of 2413 amino acids. The record is from RefSeq and is a predicted model, not a curated record. NCBI's taxonomy places the organism in Eukaryota, Metazoa, Chordata, Actinopteri, Perciformes, Cyclopteridae. The transcript has 40 exons. Gene Ontology annotation, biological process: nervous system development; neurogenesis.
UUAUUUUCCCCCUUGCUCUCCUGUGCACCAGACACCAGAGGGAGUCGCAACAGAAUUGUCUCCCCCCUUCCUCGCAGUACUUUUUUUCGGACCCACUCCUGUGUUGUUGUUUUCGUGCCUGGGGGAAGCACCAUGCCGGUGGUCGGCGUCGCCUCCAAGCUCAGGCAACCCUCUGCGGUGGGCAGCAAGCCGGUGCAUACCGCGCUCCCCAUCCCUAGCGCGGUCAGGGCGGCCGCCUCGCAGGGCUACGUGGCCCGGCAGCAGGAGCUCGGGGCGGGCGAGGGCGCCCCGGGGCUCUCCUGCCAGCUGUCCAUCAAGUCUGGGUACCAGAGGACACCUGAGGGGAGGUCCAGAGCCGAGACGGAGGAGAGCAAGAUCUGCAAGAUUUACACGGACUGGGCCAACCACUACCUGGCCAGGUCCGGCUGUCAGCGCCUCAUUAAGGACCUGAGCCAGGACGUCACCGAUGGAGUCCUGCUGGCACAGAUCAUCCAGAUCAUAGCGAAUGAGAAGGUGGAGGAUAUCAAUGGCAGCCCCAGGAGCCAGUCGCAAAUGAUCGAGAAUGUGGACGCCUGCCUCAGUUUCCUGGACGCCAGAGGAGUGAAUGUGCAAGGGCUCUCGGCAGAAGAGAUCAGGAAUGGCAACCUGAAGAGCAUCCUGGGCCUCUUCUUCAUCCUGUCGCGCUACAAGCAGCAGCAGCAGCAGCAGCAGCAGUACUACCAGUCCCUGGUGGAGCUCAGCCAGCAGAGCAGCAGCACCGCGCCGUCCGCCGGCGGCCACAAGACGCAGGAGAUGCAGUCCAGUCUCACAGCGCGAUAUGCAAGUCCUCCGGGCCACAGUGGACUAGGGUCCCCACAGAAGAAAAACACAAGGUUGCCAGGCCCCUCCAGAGCACCUGCUGCAGGCAGCGGGGCCUCCAGGAGCCCGGGCUCGUCCAACCUCAACCGCCGCAGCCAGAGCUUCAACAGCAUCGACAAGAGCAAGCCUCUGCAGUAUGCCAGCGGCAACGACCGAGAAGCGGUGAGGGGUAUCCCAGUAGCUGACGGGAUGAAUGGGAGCGGUAUUGGUGGGACGGUCCCCACCAGCCUCAGCGGGCAGCAGCUGGCCUCUGCCAUCCCCUCACCCAACACCGGCAAGUCCUGGCGUAGCAAGUCCAUGAACCUCAAGCACAGCGCCACUUCGUCCAUGCUGGCAAGCCCCACACACACCCCCAACCUUUCACCCCAGGCCUCUGAAGGCCUUCAGCCGCACGGAGGCGAUGGCUCAAGAGUAGGGUCGGCUGGCGGUGGCGGACCCCAGAGGUCCAUGCUGGAGAAGUUCCGCCUGAUCAACCCUAGGUCGGCUUCGCGAGGGUCUCCGUCGGUGGCGGAAAUGGCUCUGCAGGAGGAGGACGACAUGUCGGAGUAUGGUGAGGAGGGACUGACGCCCACGGGGUUGGUGUGCAGCAGCGGCAGUAGCAGCGCUAAGGCCAAGCAGUCUACCAAGACCACCGCACCGUCCCUCGCUACACCAAGCAAGACCUCCUCUUCUUCCAACUCCUCCUCUUCAUUGUCAAAAGUGUCUGCCAACAGCAGCAGGUCCAAAGAUAAGGAGGACAAAAGCAGAUCUGGUAAAUCCUCUAAGGACAGCUCUCCACCCAAAGAGGAGUGCGAGUCGUUUGCCGACCCCACCAAGAAGACUUCCAAAAUUGCCAGCUUCAUCCCUAAGGGAGGGAAGCCAUCGUCUGGAAAGAAAGACGCCGGCGCCUCCUCGGCUACCAGUGGCAUCCCCAAGUCGGGACUCAAAGCUCCCUCCACCCCGACGUCUAAGCCUCGUAGCCAGAGCCAGGCCGCCUUGAACAGCAGCGGCAACAUGCGCGGUGGAGAGGGGGACCGAGUCAAGCUGACAAAAGGAGGGCAGGGAGGGAGUUUCUACAUAGAGCGCCCCAGUGGGGGCCCAGAGGGGAAAAGGACCAGCAUGACCUCCUCCACCAGCACCUCAGCCCUGUCUGGGUCCAGUGGGAUAAUAGGAGGGGGUUGUGGUGGAGGAGGAGGAGCUCUUGGAGGGAACGGAGUAGUUCAGCUUCCCCAGCAGCAGCAGCACAACCACCCCAAUACUGCCACUGUGGCCCCCUUCAUGUACAGGACUUUCUCAGAAAACGACUGCACCAUGGUGGCCCCAGCUGACCCCUGCCUCAGCCCCACCAAGGGAGAGCUGGUCUACAGCAAGACAGCCAAACAGUGCCUGGAGGAGAUAUCAGGAGAGGACCCUGAGACGAGACGAAUGAGGACGGUGAAGAACAUCGCCGACCUGCGGCAGAACCUUGAAGAAACCAUGUCCAGUCUACGGGGGACACAGAUCAGCCACAGCACGCUAGAAACGACCUUCGACACCACGGUGACCACCGAGGUCAAUGGGCGGAGCCUACCAGCCCUCACCACACGCUCCUCCCCCAUGGCCUGGCGCCUGGGCCAAUCACAAACCCCGCGCCUCCAGGCAGGCGACGCCCCCUCAAUGCCCAGCAGCUAUGCUGCGCCCAGGGCGAGCACGACGAGCGCCGGCACCACCACCGGGCGCUACAGCGGGCACUCGGACCCCUCCAGGUUUGUGUACAGCGCCCCCCUGAGGCGACCGGCAGCAGGGGCGAGGGGGGCGGAGCAAGGGGAGAGGGCAGGAGGAGGAGGGCUGGAAGGAGGGAAGCAGAUGGAGAUGGCAGGGUACAUGAGUGAUGCGGACAUCCUAGGGAGGAACGGCCGGAUGGAUGAGAUCACCAGCGGAUACCUCACCGACGGCGGCCUCCAUCUGUAUGCGCGGACCGCAGGCCGAGCCUCCGACGCCGCCGCCACCGCCGCCGCCUCUUCUCGAGAAGCAUCCCAGAGAGGGAGCAAAGAGAUGCAGGGCGACAUCGACAGUUGGGACGACAGCAGCUCGGUGAGCAGCGGCCUGAGCGACACACUGGACAACAUCAGCACCGAUGAUCUGAACACGCCCGCCUGCUCCGCUGUCAGCUCAUCGCGCAAAAGCAAGGACGCGCAGUCCCAGAAAGGAAGCAGGUCCAAACAUGCAGAGCAGCAGGUGAGCAGCAGCUGGGCCGGAGCCGAGGACCUGAAGAAGGUGGAGGAGGAGCUGGACACGAGCAUGGACCCUGGCAGCGGCUCCUCCCGCUGGAAGGCCUCCUCGUCCUCCUCUUCUGCUCAAGCCCAGAGUCAGUACGAGGAGGCCGGUCAGAAGGCCGCCGCACUGGCCCAGAUGUCCCAGACGGGCUCGUGGAGGCGGGGCAUGACGGCCCAGGUUGGCAUCACGCCACCCAGGACCAAGGGUACCUCCGCUGGCCAUAAGACACCAGGCAAAACUGAUGACGCUAAAGCCUCGGAAAAGGGCAAGGCACCUUCCAAGAGUUCAGCUGCCAUCCAGCGCUCACCCUCUGAUGCCGGGAAGAGUAGCGGAGAUGAAGGUAAGAAGCCUCCCUCCGGCAUCGGACGCCCACCCACCACGGCCUCUUUUGGAUACAAGAAGAUCCCAGGUGCCAGCGGUACUCUAAUCACCUCCAGCGGGGCGACGCUCGCCAGCGGCUCAGCCACCCUGGGCAAGGCGCCCAAAUCCUCAGCUGCCCUCGGCAAAGGCACAGGCAUCGGCGGUGUGCGCAAGACCAGCUUGGACGGCUCACAGCCCCAGGAUGACGGCAUCCUGCUCAGCUGCAGCGGCUCCAAAGUGACUCUGCAGUACCGCUCUCUACCCAGACCGGCCAAAUCCUCCAGCGGAGGUGCAGCAGGGCGCGGCGGGCACCGCUCCAGUUCCAGCAGCAUCGACUCGAACGUGAGCGGCAAGUCGGCCGGAGGUGCGGCGGCAACACAAGCGGGCGCCAAGCGCAAGGACGGAAAAGUGGUCUCCGACCGCUCCAGUCCCAUCACCAUCAACCAGACGGACAAGGAGAAAGUGGCGGUGUCAGACCAGGACGCCGUAGCAGGACUAUCCACCUCGCCCAAGUCCAGCCCCACCUCAAGUUCAACUGGCCAAUCAGGCCUCAGACAGCCCGGCUCCAAGUACCCCGAUAUCGCUUCCCCUACGUUCCGCAGAUUGUUUGGCACCAAAGCCAGCAGCAAGGCCAGCUCUCCGGGCACUCCCGACUCUGGCAAGUGCCCCUCAAUACUGGGCAGCCCCCACGGCACGCUGGGGAGGCAGGCUAGUCUGGACUCGCCCUCCUCUGGCACGGGGAGCCUGGGCAGCGCUGGUGGCCAGAGCGGCGGCAGCAGCCCGCUGUACGGUAAAACCCCAGAUCUGUGCACCGACUCCCCGGCCUCCAGCCCGGCCUCUGGCCUCUCCCUGCCCUCCAACGCUCGGCCCUGGCCGGCCUGUAGCUCGUCAGCUGGCAGCAAGGACACACUGAGCUGCCAAAGCAUGACCAGUCUGCACACCAGCUCUGAGUCCAUUGAUCUCCCGCUGGGCCACCACGGGCCCAAGGUUACACGAACCGGCAGUGUCAAGUCCACCCUGUCUGAGGGCAUGCCUCUUGACAGAAACACGCUUCCCAAAAAGGGACUGAGGUACCCUCCGUCCUCCCGGCAGACGUCCCACGAGGAGGGGAAGGAGUGGUUGAGGUCACAUUCAACAGGGGGACUUCAGGACACAGGCAGCCAGUCCCCACUGUCUCCUCCAGGAGCUUCCUGCACGAACACUGGAAAAUAUCACUAUUCCAACCUGUUGAGCCCCACCAACAUCAGCCAGUAUAACCUGCCGCCAGGCAGCACCAGCAUGAGCCGCUCCAACAGCAUUCCGGCCCAUGACUCCUUUGACCUGUACGGGGAGGGCCAUCCACUGGGUGGCAGCGCAACCUCCCUGGAGGACCGCCCACGGGCCAUCAGCCGCUCCGGCUCCUUCAGGGACAGCACCGACGAAGUCCAUGGCUCGUCAUUGUCUCUGGUUUCCAGCACGUCUUCAUUGUACUCUGCGACGGAGGAGAAAGCACACUCGGAGGGCCAAACAGUCCAAAAUUCCACGCAAAUCAGAAAGCUGCGUCGGGAGCUGGACGCCUCACAGGAGAAGGUGGCGACCCUGACGUCUCAGCUGUCUGCCAACGCUCACCUGGUGGCGGCCUUUGAGAAGAGCCUGAGUAACAUGACCUGCCGCCUGCAGAGCCUCACCAUGACAGCCGAGCAAAAGGAGACUGAGUUGGUUGAGUUGAGGGAAACAAUAGAGGGGCUGAAGACCCAGAACACCGACGCGCAGACCGCCAUCCAGGUGGCGCUCAACGGCCCUGACCACCUGCACAAAGACCUGCGGAUUAGACGGCAGCACUCGUCAGAGAGCAUGUCCAGUAUCAACAGCGCAGCCAGUCACUCCAGCAUGGGCAGUCUGGGCAAGGAUGCCGAAGACAAAAAAAAGAAGAAGAAGAGCUGGGUGGCCGAUUCCAUCCCGGCUCAGUUGCGCAGCUCCUUUAAGCAGGCGUUCAGCAAGAAGAAAACCAAGUCCCAGUCGGCGCACGACGAGAUGGAGGAGAUGAUUGACUCGCUGCCGUCCUCGCCCAAACUGCAGCACGACAACAGGCAAGGCAGCAUCGCCACGCUGCAUUCUUCGCCCUCCACCACCGAGCUCUGCGAAUGCACCGAAGCCGAGGCAGAAACCAUCCUCCUGCUCAAGAACGAGCUGAGGGAGAAGGAGCUCAAACUGACAGACAUCCGCCUGGAGGCACUCAGCUCCGCCCACCACCUGGACCAGAUCCGAGAGGCCAUGAACCGCAUGCAGAACGAGAUCGAGGCGCUGAAAGCGGAGAACGAUCGCCUCAAGUCCAGCGGCAACGCCACGCCCACAGCCACGCCCCUCAAGAUGGCCCGGCCGCCCUCCGAGACCUCCAGCACGUCCUCGUCCUCCUCCCGCCAGUCCUUGGGGCUGUCGCUCAACAACCUCAACAUCACUGACACCAUCAUGUCAGAUAUUCUGCUGGAUGACGGCUACGAGGGCAAUCUGCGCAAAGAGGGCCGGAGUGUGCGAAUAGUGGUCACCAUCAGCGGCGGGCCAUAUACCACCAAGGGUACACAAGGCCAGGCGUACCUGAUUGGGUCUAUAGGCGUGAGUGGGAAAACCAAGUGGGACGUCCUGGAUGGGGUCAUCCGACGGCUCUUCAAGGAGUAUGUGUUUCGGGUGGACCCUCUGACCAGCCUGGGUCUCAGCUCCGACAGCAUCGUCUCCUACAGGAUAGGCGAGGUGGUUCGCUCCCACGCCUCCGAAGUGCCUGAGCUGCUGCCCUGCGGCUACCUGGUGGGCGACAACAACGUCAUCAAGGUCAACCUCAAAGGUGUGAAGGAGAACAGUAUAGACAGCCUGGUGUUUGACACGCUGAUCCCAAAGCCCAUCAUCCAGCGGUACCUCAACCUGCUGAUGGAGCAUCGUCGCAUCAUCCUCUCAGGACCCAGUGGCACCGGCAAAUCCUUCAUGGCCGCCAAGCUGGCCGAGUACAUCAUUUCCCAGAUGGGGCAGCCGGUGACCGAGCACAACGUGGCCAGCUUCAACGUGGACCAGAAUUCCAGCAAGGACCUGCGUCAGUAUCUGUCCAACCUGGCGGAGCAGUGCAGCUCCGAGGAGACGGACACAGAGCUCCCCACUGUGGUGAUCCUGGACAACCUCCACCAUAUUGGCUCCCUCAGUGACAUAUUCAACGGCUUCCUCAACUGCAAGUAUCACAGAUGCCCUUAUGUUAUCGGGACCAUGAACCAGGGAGUUUCCUCUUCUCCUAACCUUGAGCUACACCACAACUUCAGGUGGGUGCUGUGCACCAACCACACCGAGCCGGUCAAAGGCUUCCUGGGCCGUUUCCUGCGGCGGAAGCUGAUAGAGACGGAGAUCAAUAAGAACAUGCGCAGCAAUGACCUGAUUAAGAUCAUCGACUGGAUCCCAAAGACCUGGCAGCACCUCAACGGCUUCCUGGAGGCACACAGCUCCUCCGAUGUCACCAUAGGCCCCCGUCUCCUCCUGUCCUGUCCCAUGGACGUAGAAGGCUCUCGGGUUUGGUUCACUGAUCUGUGGAACUACUCUUUGGUGCCCUACCUGCUGGAGGCUGUCAGGGAAGGGCUGCAGCUGUAUGGCAAAAGAGCAGCGUGGGAGGAUCCAUCCAAGUGGGUGAACGACACGUUUCCAUGGAACGCCGCCUGUCUGCAGCAGGACAGCCAGUCGCUGCUCCAACUGAGGCCGGAGGACGUGGGCUACGACGGCUACAGCUCCUCCAAGGAGGGAGCCUCGUCCAAGCAGGUGUCCCAGAGUGACACCGAGGGAGACCCACUGAUGAACAUGUUGCUGCGGCUGCAGGAGGCAGCCAACUACUCCAGCACGCAGAGCUGCGACAGCGACAGCACCAGUCACCAUGACGACCAGCUGGACUCCUCGCUGGAGUCGGCGCUAUGAGACCCCGAAACGAGCUGGCAGACACCGGAGCCCCCGAACCCCGAGGGGAAACUUUAAACCUCCGAUAGUGCACAAAUGUAGGAUGUAUGAAAAGUUUUAUUAUCCAAAAUGGUAUACCUGCCAUUUGAAAGAAAAACACAUAUUUUUACAUUACAAUGGUGCAAUAUUAAAAUCAAAUUAUUAUAUGUUUUGAAGAGCAGCAGCCAACUUAAACAAUCAUGCAAGUUGGAUCCAUAUAUAUUUUAAUCACAUCAGAUAGGCAGGUUAAUGGAUGUAUAACAUUUUAGAAUACAACUUUUCAUAUGUGUGUUGGAAAGACAGGUCUGACAAGGGACAGUAGUUCCUCUGAAGUUGACUUUCUAGGAGUAAAUCACAUUUGUGUUCAGCCAUGACGAACCACAGAUCGCAGACCUGUCAGAAAAAAAGAGUUUAAACUGGAUUUUUCUUUUUUUUAU